AAGUACUGAUCAUAAGUGAGACCUUUGUUGAAUCAAUUCCUUUGAUUUGCAGCAAGUCUUCUGGUAACGUGCUUAAUCGUCAUCACCAUGCCAAGCGCUGAAUCGAGACAGGCCAACAAGAUAUCAGAAUUGAUAGCAUGGAAAGCGAAAUGUGCCAAGAAUGCAGCACAGAUUGUUAAUAAUCGACAGUUUGAACACAGGUUAGGGUCAGACAGGCAGAGCGUCUUGGACCUUGCACCGUAUCACAUUGAAGGAAUGCCAUUCGACCUCGCCAAUAAAACGAUUGCAGCAAUCGAAAGAGACCAGCUCAAUGAAGCUGUUGUUGACAUCAGCGGAGCCUUUGCCAAAACCUACGAAUUUCUGAAACACAUCAUCAAGGAGGAGACCGACUACAACCAUGAUCCAGAAAUGCAGAACGCGUUGUACUCAACGAUAGAACAGCAUAAGAUCAUCAGGGAAGUUCUCAAGGUCUACAUGGAUGAACACGACCUGAAGUUGGACAACAUUGACAACAUCGAGUUUGAUCACUAUGAUGAGAAAAGCAUGCGGGACAACCAAUCCUAUAUUAUCAUUAGAGACUACAUCCAACUCUGCUCAUCAGUUGAAGGCAGGUUUAACAUUGGAGAAUAAAUGGAACUUAUUUUUGGCGAUUGGGAUCAAGUAUCGCCAACAGUGCCACAUCAUGACUUGGUUGCCCAGUUGGCGACUAGUUUGAUUAGGAAAGGUACAUUUGCGUUCUUGAAAAAAAACGCAGUCUUGAAGGCGUAUGUAUAUCUGUAGCGCCACUUUCAAAGAUCUCAGCAACAAUUUAUAAUGAGUACCGGUGUGGAAAAAACAGUCAUUGAACAAUACGGUUGGUCUUAAAAUGAGUACAUCAGGUAAAAGAGUACAGCACAUAGGCUGGUUCCUGCUGUACCAACAUGUACCCGGUAUACGUGUGUAGCCGUUAUUCUGUGAAAUGAUAUAGUCGCAUAUCCAUGGCUCUUCCUUCACGUUUUCAUUCUUUAAUUAUAUUGUUAAAAUUAUACAAAUUUAUUUAAUCUGCCGGACAUGAUCUCUACCUCCAUUUUGAACAUUUUGUAAGUAACAGAGAAAUCUGCAGGACUGUAUUGUUUACUAUGUUCAUCCAGAUUUUCAGGGCUACACCUCUAAACAUUAGUACACACAACGUAAUAGGAAUCUCUCAGUAAGAUUUCACUCAUAGCAUCUUCAUAGUUACGUGGUUUUGCGUAUGUUUGAGACUAAUUUGAUAUUAAGCAGCGUAUUGACCUCAAUUUGAAGGGCAUUUUCCUUUCGCCAAAUGCGAUUUUAGGUAUACAAGUAUUUUAGCUUCAUGACGAAUGGUUUUUGCAUUUGCAUGCAAGUUGUACACGUAUUCACCUUGUCGGUUUUUAGCAUUGUUGCAUGCUUAUACGAUGUGCAUUUUAGCAGCGCUAGCAGUUACUGCUAACUUGAAGAAAACGUUGUCAACCAAACAUUGCAGGGACGUGCUGAAAUCAUUCGCAUCAUGUUGCAUGUAUACGCGCAUAUGUAUGCAUUCUAGUGGCAGCAUUAAGAGACGAAAGGUAUUCCCUCACUUAAGUUGAGUUAAAAAAUAUCUUUUACUGGAGAAAUAAUGACAAAUCUAGUUUUAAAGGGAAUCUCAAUCAAGUAUGGGCUAACUUUUGAAUUGGCCCUGCAUUGGAAAUGCCCCUUUAAUGCGAGAUGUGUGUGUCAUCAUCGUGUUUUCAUCAAAGUGAAGGAAACUGUUAUAUGUAUCUUCUAUUCGAAGAGCGUGCAUG
Messenger RNA from Lineus longissimus, 1781 nucleotides. RefSeq lists its product as uncharacterized. Bases 88 to 630 code for a protein of 180 amino acids. The record is from RefSeq and is a predicted model, not a curated record. The transcript has 3 exons. NCBI's taxonomy places the organism in Eukaryota, Metazoa, Nemertea, Pilidiophora, Heteronemertea, Lineidae.